Messenger RNA from Mytilinidion resinicola, 846 nucleotides. RefSeq lists its product as uncharacterized. The coding region runs from base 1 to 846 and encodes 281 amino acids. The transcript has a single exon. Lineage: Eukaryota; Fungi; Ascomycota; Dothideomycetes; Mytilinidiales; Mytilinidiaceae. The record is from RefSeq and is a predicted model, not a curated record.
AUGGUGGUGCUGCGCCUGCCAAACGCACGUCUUCAGCCGCCAACGCUCAUGCUGGCGGCUCGAGUGCCAGCACGCGCGGUGCGAGCGCUGCCACGCGUACCGCUACCCGCGGUACGCGUACAACGCGCCCCUUCCCAAUGUCGUGGAAGGGGCUGUACUUGGGGCUCUGCGCCAGCGACAACACCCACUUUACCACGCAUCAGGAUAGACGCGCCAUCCUACAACCUCCAGAAGCUCCGCCAGGAGCGACGCGAACGAGAUGAAGGGGACGACGGCGCUAGCGACACGGGUGAGGGCGCGGGGGGGAGCGAUGCGGAUGGAUUGGGCUCUUGCAUUCGUGCGGGGCGGCAACCGCAAGCUUCCGCGCUCCUCUGCACGCACGCGCGCGGCGCGUGUCUGCAUUUUCGGUGUCUGCAAUGCAGAGCGCGGGCUUCUGACUACGAGCCCGCAUCUCCUUGUGAACCUCGAUUUGACGACGCUGCACCACCGCCGCCGCCGCCAAUCCCGCCCCGCCACCCAGAGCGGGCGUCAGGAAGACCCGAACCCGCCGGCGCCAUGGUUCUGGAAAGGGCGGAGACUAUCCCAAUCAUGAGUGUCGACGAUACGAAGAGGGCGGGGAUGGCGUCGAUGAUGAUUAUCGUGCAAGACGUCGACGCCGAGAGGGCGAUGGCGUCGGCGGAGACGCUGCUCAACGCCCCGAGUAGCAUUGCUGAGACGUUGCGGAAUGAGCCGGGUAGGAUACCGGAGACCCUUACAGCUCCGAUAGCAAGAGUUCGGGUGCAGCAACAUCGUCCACCGAUGCUGCAUAUGCACCGGCCACUGCUGAUUCCGCGUAGGUUUCGUUGA